Elgaria multicarinata webbii is the source of this 1381-nucleotide messenger RNA. It is a transcript of the gene GPS2, whose product is annotated as G protein pathway suppressor 2. Gene Ontology annotation, biological process: regulation of transcription by RNA polymerase II. Gene Ontology annotation, cellular component: transcription regulator complex. Bases 81 to 1190 code for a protein of 369 amino acids. Gene Ontology annotation, molecular function: transcription coregulator activity. The record is from RefSeq and is a predicted model, not a curated record. The transcript is spliced from 12 exons. NCBI's taxonomy places the organism in Eukaryota, Metazoa, Chordata, Lepidosauria, Squamata, Anguidae.
GUGCGGCGGCGGCGCCUUCGGCCUGGGCCUCGUUCCCCCCCUGCUUGUGUCGGUCCGGUCUCGGGUGCUGUUGGGCAGCGAUGCCGGCGCUGCUGGAGCGGCCGAAGCUGAGCUCGGCCAUGGCCCGCGCCCUGCACCGGCACGUCAUGGUCGAGCGCGAGAGGAAGAGGCAGGGGAGCAAACUUGGCAGAUACACACACGUACCACUGUUUACUUUUUUAAUUACAGAAGAAGAAGAGGUAGACAAAAUGAUGGAGCAGAAGAUGAGGGAGGAGCAGGAGAGGAGGAGGAAGAAAGAGAUGGAGGAGCGCAUGUCCCUGGAGGAAACCAAAGAGCAGAUUCUGAAGCUGCAGGAGAAACUCCUGGCCUUGCAAGAAGAGAAGCACCAGCUUUUCCUGCAGCUGAAGAAGGUGCUUCAUGAGGAAGAGAAACGGCGUCGUAAGGAACAAAGUGACAUGACGACUCUGGCGGCAGCGGCUUACCAACAGGCUGUACAUGCAGGGACCCACAUCCUCAACAUGCAAGGGAGUCCUGGGGGGCACAACAGGGCCGGUACCCUGAUCUCAGCCGAUCGAGCAAAGCAGAUGUUUGGCCCUGCAGUGAUCACAACCCGUCACUUCGCUGCACAGCAGGCCUUCCCCACCAGCACCCCUGAGCACGGGCAAUAUCAAAGCAGCCAGUCGGGACACAGCCCUUACGCGGUCGGCCAAAGCCAGCACACGGUGCCCGUCAGCUAUGCUAGCAGCCAGUCCAUCAGAGGUCCUUCUGCUUUCCCCACCAUGCAGUACUUGUCUCAGCAACAACCCGGUUACACUAUUCACAGCCACUUCCCCACGGCCCAGCCAGGUUUUAUCCCUCCAAGCACCACCAUCCCUCUACAAAAACAGCUGGAGCACGCUAACCAGCAGUCGGGAUUUACUGAUUCGUCCCCGCUCCGCCCAAUGCACCCGCAGGCCCUGCAUCCCAAUCCAGGGCUUCUGCAAGCCCCCCAGAUGCCUGUGCAGAUGCAGACCGCGGCCAAGCCCACUUUGGCCUACACCCACCCAGCCCGGCCAGCCUCCCCCGGCAGCUUUUCCCAUGGAACUGCUCCGCAGCAGCCCCACACGUCUGGGUUCCAGGCGUCUCCCCAGCCUGCUCCUCGACACCCCUUCAUACAACACCCGCAGGGGCAGCGUUUUUACCACAAGUGAGCACCAGCCCUCUGCCCCAACGUUUGCUUCAAGCUACCUGCCCUGCCCCACUCCCAGCGUGAACAAAGACAAAAACUGUACUUGAUGACUGUGUAGCUUUAUUCCUCCCUUCCCUGUUCCUGGCUGAAAUACUAUGAAUUUUGUGAAAGCAGAGACUGCACUCCAAAUAUACUUUGCAUAAUUCAUUUUGA